Molecule: messenger RNA, 696 nt
Organism: Gilbertella persicaria
Lineage: Eukaryota; Fungi; Mucoromycota; Mucoromycetes; Mucorales; Choanephoraceae
Exons: 5
Coding region: 1-696 (231 amino acids)
Source: RefSeq, a predicted model, not a curated record
AUGCGCAAUCCUCAUCCAUACUACUUUUUUGACUCCAAGUCUAGUAGUACUGUACAGAAAUUAAAUCAAUAUACUAGACCAGAACUCAAGCAACUAAGACAAAAGAAUCUUCAACUCUUGAGCAACCAGUCCAUGGUGAAUACAUUGCCUGAUAAAGGAGCCAAGUUAAAAGAGACAAAUGAUAUGAUUGAUAGAUUACUACUUGAUUCAAGCACAAUUUCUUCAUUGGAUGAAAUCACAGCAGAAAAUACAAACCCAUUGGAGUGUCCUCUCACCAAAAAAUUAGAUGAAAUGUCAGUACUCACACCGCAUCAAGGAGCCAGAAAGCGAUCUGUGGAUUUAGCCAAUCAUCAAGCAUCCUAUCAUUAUACAUCCAAUAGCCUUUUAUUAAAACGACAGUCUAAAAGGCCUUCUUUAUCCAUGCUUCAACGUCCUUGUUACAUCCAACACACCAAUGAUGAACCUCAUGCCAAAGUUAGGAUGCUUUCUUUAGAUGAAUCCAUGACUUUGCAACAGGAACAACAAUCAUCCGUCAUGAAGUCUGAUCAAUAUUUCGAUGAUCAAGUGCCAAGUAGAAAUCUGUUAAAUUCACUCAAUCUAUCUGUCAAUGUGAUUCAAGAUAUUAAUUUCGAUCAUAUUGAAUUUCCAAAGCAUGAAUUUGAUGAAUCUGAGGAUGAAGAUAGGAUGGAGGAAUAA